AUGACUCCGCGGGAUAUCGCCCACAAGUACGACUUGCGUCUUGAUAUUGCGGCGCCGCUUAACUGGCGCUACAGCCCCGGAGACACAAUCAUUGGAAGUGUUGUUCGAAACUCUCCCAUCGUCUCCCCCAAAGCCACGCUCAAAAUCUGGCUCACGGGGAUGAUCAGUGUCAGAAUCUUACGAGCUGGAUCCAACCGGCUUGAUACUGAUCACGAAUGCUAUAUCAAUAAGUGGACUCUGCUCAAACCAGAGGAACAUCUCAUCUUCAGCGGGCCCCUGCACCACCCUGAAGACAGUAAAGAACCCCUCAGUUGGUCCUUCUCGCUGCCUAUCCCUAGUAAGCCAAAGGCAUACAUCACGGACGGUCAUCAGCCGCACGCAACUUUUGUGCCUGUUGACCAGGAUCACCCGGCUUACAAUAUCUUGCCCGGUACUUUACGCACGUGUUCCCAUGGUUACUCGCCCCGGUCGGCAGCUGUAAUCGAAUAUGAGCUUCAUGCUCGGCUAUAUUAUGAUCGGGGUGGCUCCAAAAAGGCCCAUUAUGCGACUGUACCCAUUACGCUGAGACAUUCUCCGGGGGGUGCCGACAUGCUCCACAUAUCAAAGGGAGGGUCAUCAUACCCUAUGAAAGUACGAAGCCAGCGCCUACUACCGGAAAUGAAAGAUAAGGAGCUCUCAUUUCGACAAAAGACAAAUAAGCUCUUCUCCUCGUCUAAAGUGCCCGUGUUCUGGUUCAAGGUUAUUAUGGAAUCCCCGCCGGUUGUUCAAGUCGACAAUCCACAACCGUUGCCGAUCAGGCUGAGUAUUGCAACUUUGAUUGGUAACGACCGAACAAGCAAAGUCAUUGAAGAUAUCCUGCAGUGA
Penicillium pulvis is the source of this 864-nucleotide messenger RNA. RefSeq lists its product as uncharacterized. The transcript has a single exon. The record is from RefSeq and is a predicted model, not a curated record. The coding region runs from base 1 to 864 and encodes 287 amino acids. Lineage: Eukaryota; Fungi; Ascomycota; Eurotiomycetes; Eurotiales; Aspergillaceae.